Molecule: messenger RNA, 4812 nt
Organism: Schistocerca gregaria
Lineage: Eukaryota; Metazoa; Arthropoda; Insecta; Orthoptera; Acrididae
Gene: SCCRO3
Product: DCN1-like protein 3
Exons: 3
Coding region: 628-1590 (320 amino acids)
Biological process (GO): positive regulation of ubiquitin-protein transferase activity; protein neddylation
Cellular component (GO): ubiquitin ligase complex
Molecular function (GO): ubiquitin-like protein binding; cullin family protein binding; ubiquitin conjugating enzyme binding
Source: RefSeq, a predicted model, not a curated record
AAUAGGUACAAGAUUUUGCCACUCUGUACGGUGUGAACUUGGCCUAGUUCAAUAGUCUAAUGAUUGCUUUAUGAUUUCUGGAAGCGAGUGCGAAUAUGAAGUGUUGCAGCAAUGCAUUUUUAAUGCCACAAUUUUUCAAAAAUAAGAGUAAAUUAUUUAUUAAUAGUACUCCGGAGUGCAAGAAUUUGGAUUCGUCUAAUUUAGUAACCUCUCUGGUGAUAAACACUCUGGUUACAUUGAACCAAAGAAAAUCUGAAGUGUGUGUAUUUGACUGUAUUUGUUUUUCUGGCUGUGAAGUGUUCUACUUCAGUGCAAUAAUAUUUUUCGAAGAUAUGAUAAUUGUGGGAACACGCAUACUUUACUGACAUGACGUGGCAGAUGUUUAUAACUGAUAUUAUUAAAUAAACACAGAGCUCGAUCUUCAAGGAAAGUAAACAUGACGUACGGCCGCCAACUACGGUCUUCUGCUGUGAAUGUGCAAUAUAAAUCCUCCUUUUACCACACUUCCCGUACUUUGCCUGAUAUUUUAGAGAGGUGACUGCAGUGUUUCCGUAAUACAUAUACCAACAGCCUCUUCAUGAGCGACAACCAGAAACUUCUAAACACUGGACGUUUGUUCGAAAACCAAUGGGAAAUUGUUUCUCUUGCUUCAAGGGCCCUCCGCCUCCAGUUCCGUCCACAAACGGUCCCCUGGAGAAAGACAAGGAAGAGAUCAAGGAACUGACGGGAGUCCUUAGCUCGGCUGAAGAUAUUAAUUGCUCUCCUUUGGGUACUGUGGAGACACAAAUUAAUGGCAACAGCAAAGGAGCAGGCAUCCCCAGCUUUGUCGUUGGAAGUGAUAAUUAUGGCAGCUUGCACCGUGACAAAACAACUCGGACAUUUUACCCUCGUAUUCCACCUUUGAGUCGCACAUCUGGACUUUCAAGUAGUGAAACAAAAGGAAGGGAACCUUCAGAGUCAAAGCUUAAUGUCCUCUUUGACCAGUAUAGAGACAGCAAUGAGGAUUCUAUUCUAGCUGAUGGAAUUGAGCGACUUUGCAAUGAUCUCUCUGUCUCGCCAGAUGAUUUUAAAGUGCUGGUGCUCGCAUGGCGUCUAAAUGCUGAGCAGAUGUGCCGAUUUACGAGAUCUGAAUUUGUGAAUGGAUGUCGUGCAAUGCGAGUGGACUCUGUACGUGCUAUUCAAGCAAAACUCCCAGAAUUGGUCGCUGAUGUUCUGAAGGACCCUGAAAUGUUCAAAGAUUUGUACCGCUUUACGUUCAGAUUUGGCCUAGAUGCAGAGUCAGGUCAGCGUAUUUUACCGUCCGAUAUGGCCAUUUGUCUGUGGCGUUUGGUGUUCUCUGCCUGUGAGCCACCGAUUCUUUCGCGGUGGCUUUUCUUUUUAGAAAAUCAUCCACAUGUGAGAGGAAUUCCUCGAGACACUUGGAAUAUGUUUCUUAAUUUCUCAGAAGCUGUGGGUGAUGAUCUCAGUUCAUAUGACGACACUGAGGCUUGGCCAAGUCUCUUUGAUGAUUUUGUUGAAUUUGAAAAUGAUAAACUGAAUCAGAAUAUAUCGAAAGAUAAAGAAGAAAUAAUUAAACAAGACUGUGAAUAAGCAAGUAACUUGUUUUAUUACUGAAAACUUUGGAUUAUUUUUUUAUUAAUUUAUCACAUGUAAGACUGAUGUUUGCUUAGGAUGCCAUGCUAACUCUAAUUUUAUUGAGAUAUAUAUAUAUAUAUAUAUAUAUAUAUAUAUAUAUAUAUAUAUAUAUAUAUAUAUAUGGUAUCCAGUCAAUAACUGUUUGAAAAAAAACAUAGCAGUUUUUCUAGCAGCACUGUUUAAUGCUUGUUGAUACGCUGUUGUUUCAGGUAUAUGAAAUUCGGACUCUUUCCACUCAUAUGAAAAUCAGUUUGCAGAUAUUUAUUAAUAUUGAGUUUCAAAUAUGUAGUAAUAUAAUUAUUGUACUGGUAGCAAGAAAAUGCAAAUAAGAAUGCCAGGAAAGCAUCAGUGCACAUUGUUUGCAUCACCACACUAUAUUUCCCAAUAUGUUUAUACAUUGCUUGAUCAGUUUUUAAGCCAGUUUCAAGUUAAGAAAUAACGGACAAGGUGCUGCAGUGGUCAGUGAACAGUGCAUUUAUUUGGAAAAUAAAGGUAUUUGAUGUUUUUGAGAGAUGCCAUUUUUUAAAUUAGUUUCUCUCAUCACUGAAAAUAAAUGUAAAUAUGAAGAUAAUUCUAGUAUCCUUGUUUUAAAACUCCAAUCAGUAUCUAUAAUCAUUCAGGCUUCAGAGAAUCCAGAUAUCAACAUUACCAUUCCUGAAUUUUCACAGAUUCAGCAUACAUGAAAUUUUCUAUUGAAGAUUAUGAGAGAAAAGGACUUCUGGUUACUGUCAAGUGUAUGAAGUAUUUUCAGCUCUAAAUGUAUAACUCUGAACAUGUUUGUUGUUCUAUAUGAAAGUCAAUUGAUGAAAUAAGUAAGUCAUUGAUUGCAUCAUCUGACAAAUGAAGGAAAUGAUUUGAUAUACAACCAGAAUAUGACAUUUUGGAAAUAGAACAGGUACUGUAAAACAGCUGACCAAAUGCAGUGGAUUUGAUCAUUCAAAUGUAAAAAUGGAAAGGCAGCACACUAUAAACACUUAAGGUACUGAUGUGAUUGAGAACACUGUGUGAAUACAUUCUGCAGCGACAUGGUAUCCUUUGUAGGUAAAUGAUGGAGGAAUAGGAAAUGUGUUCUGAAAAUGGUUAGUAAAAUACUAAAUGGAUGGGGAAAAAAGAUUUAAUAUACAGUAUUGUGGAACUAUCAAGUCCAUAACAAUAUUCUUCAAUUAUUUACUUACUAUACUAUAUUUUCACAUGGUUUAGUCUGUUAACAUAUCCCUGUAUUUUGUAAAAGAUGUCUUAACAAUUGUUCAUAUGAAGACAUUUAAAUAUCAGUGACCAAAAGUACAGCACUGUAGCAUCAUUUUUAAGGAAUUGAAAUGAGACCUGGAAGAUCAGAAGUGGCUUUCAGAGAUUUCUAACACCCCAGAAGAUAUAAAUUACUUAUGCUGAAUGUAAUGUUGACAAAGACACAGCCAUGUGAGGUGGGAAGUCCAAACAAGGAUUCAAUGUAUGUAAUGAUUGAACUAAUACACAUAUAAAUAGAAAAGAACCUGUGUUUAUGAAAAUUUUCGACUAUACUACAGACCAGCCAUUAUGUUGCUGUUGACUAAAUAUUAUUUCUGUUGACUUUGAAAAGAAUAUUUUAAUAUUUUUAUCUGAGUUACUAAAAACUGAUUCAUUAUUUUCAGAAGACUGAUUGUUUGGUCAAAUAAUGCAGGUUUACCAGUUUAUUUCUCUCUUUUUAAAAAUACAAAUUCUUUUUUUACAAGCAUUAGUCUUCAAGCAGCAAGGGCAUCGUUGGUGGAGUGGGCUAUAUUAUCACACUUGUAACAGGGGCUGUUAAAUUGCAUUUUCAGUCAGGUUAUGUUAAGGGUACAGUGGGACAACUAUAAUUAUUUGUAUUGGAUUCUUUGUGUUAAAAAAGCUGAAUAAAUUUUCUGUAAAACAUAUGAUGUAUGUGGUGAUGCAACCAUGCCAGUCUUCCACUUAAUGUGGAUAGUUUCUUUUUUUUAUUUAAAUUAAAACACUUCAACAAUAUGAGAAUGCAGGCUUUCUCGGCGAAUCUUGAAGAUAAAUUCUUCUCGGGUUGACAGCCGAGUCAAUGCGUUGUUCUCCAGCAACGCAUUGACUCGGCUGUCAACCCGAGAAGAAUUUAUCUUCACUUCAACAAUGUUUUUCUAAUGGAGACAUUCAUAUGUAUUUUCACAUUGUAAAGUGUUUAUGCUGUUGGCUUCUUUAAAUUACUGAAGGACGUUAAAUGAAUUUGCUGCUACAUUGCCUAAACUUACUUUGUUCUGAAAUGUCUUAUGCUAUGGACUCAGUUUCUCACUAUGUAAAAAUUUCCUUUGUCAGCUUAUUGUAAGCUUUGGAAAUUAAUUUUUUCUCUUUUGAGUAUGCAGAAAUUGGUAGCCCAAAAAUAUUAUAUAUAAUAUAUGUGCAAUAAUAAUUAUAACACCACAACUGCAUCCUGGUUGAUUUCUUGCAUAUUUCCUGUCGAAAUGAUAUACUCUCAAAUCUUGUAUAGUGAAUCCUGACUUGUCAGUAUUAUACUCAGACACUUAUCCAUCAUUCAUUGUCUGUUGGUAUUAUUAAUACUAAAGUUUGCAAGACUGAUUCACAUAGUAAAAUUAUUUUCCAUUCUUCUUUGUUGAUCUUAAUAAUUUGUCGCUUCACAGUAACCUUACAUGAACAAUAAUUACAAUUUUAUUAAUACUUUUGAAUUUCUCUAAACUGAGCCUUAUAAGGUCAGUGGUAAUAUAAGUUUCAGGUAUCUACUAAUGAAAGAUAACUAAUAGAAAAUCUGCAGAUUCAUUUACAGAUACGUUCUACAGGAUGUAAACAUAGAUAUUCUUUUAUGUAAACAUCAUCUGGUAGUUUUUCUGGGCUUAACAUCACUGAUGAUAGUCCCAUAAAAUGUUUCUGUCAGCUUCCUGUGACAUUAGUUAAUGGGUAUUUUUCACUAUGAAAUAACUUUUUUUGAUAAGUGUGCGCCACCUCUAAUUUGCUAUAAGUUCUCACUUGCGAGUUUUGAUAUAAUGUGUGAAUAUUAUUGGUUUUAAUUGUACAAAUUGAAAAACUGUAUAUAUGUGAUGCCUUGCAUAAUAAUUCUCCCCACACUUAAUAUAUUUCCAUAAAGAGCUACUAUGCCAAAUGAAAGUUUUGGACUCCAUCCAAGGUACUUGCAGUCUUGGACUUCUAAAGAGAAGAUGUACAAAAUAAAAUGUUUAUACACACAAA